UAUCAUCACACCGGUUACAUGUGCCAAGGAAAAUGGCCGCCCAUGUGUUUCGUAAACUAAUUGCGACAAAUAAUUCCGCAUUUUCAAUCAAGUUGAGCCACGACAUUUACAAAUAUGUAUGUCGUCGUCAAAUAUGCAUGUCAGCUUCAAUAUUUCAAAAGCCUGGACCACCUAGCGCGUCUAAAGGGACAUUCAAACGCGAUAAACCGCAUUUGAACAUCGGGACGAUUGGACAUGUCGAUCACGGAAAAACGACCUUGACUGCGGCAAUCACCCGUGUGCUCGCAGACGACAAAAUGGCAAAGUAUAUGAAGUACGACGAGAUCGAUAGAGCUCCUGAUGAGAAAGCCAGAGGAAUCACCAUCAAUGCUGCAGUUAUUAACUAUGAAACCGAGAAGCGACACUAUGGUCAUGUUGACUGCCCCGGACAUCAUGAUUACAUAAAAAACAUGAUCACAGGUGCUGCACAGAUGGAUGGUUGCAUUUUGGUGGUUGCAGCAACUGAUGGUACAAUGCCACAGACACGUGAACAUCUCAUUCUCGCCAAACAGAUAGGCAUAGAAAAACUUGUCGUGUUUAUCAAUAAAGCAGAUGCAGCCGAUGCUGAGAUGAUAGACCUUGUUGAAAUGGAAGUGCGCGAUUUGUUGACUGAAAUUGGUUUUGACGGAGAAAAUACUCCAGUUAUUGCUGGCUCUGCUCUGAAAGCAAUGAAUGAUGAAGAUCCUGCAAUCGGUAGGGAAAAGGUGAAGGAACUGUUAAAAAAUGUUGAUGAAUACAUCCCACUACCGCCAAGAGACUUGGAUAAACCAUUCAGUCUGCCUAUUGAAAGUGUAAUGGUUAUUACUGGUCGUGGUGUUGUUGUUACAGGGAAGUUGGAUCAAGGUAUCAUAAAGAAAGGUGAUGAAGGAGAGGUCAUUGGAUUUGAUAAGAAAAUCAAAACUACAAUUACAGGAAUUGAAAUGUUCAGACAACUUCUCGACAGAGGCGAGGCUGGAGAUCAAAUGGGUUGUCUUUUACGUGGACUGAAAAAAGAGGAUUUGCGAAGGGGGAUGGUUCUUGCAAAACCUGGUCUGUAUAAGCCCCAUAACAAAAUUGAAGCACAAAUCUACUUAUUAAAGAAGGAAGAAGGUGGAAGAGAUAAGCCAUUUUUGCCGUAUUUCAAUUCGAUGAUGUAUAAUCGAAGUUUCUCAGUAACGGCCAGUCUGGAAAUACCAGAUCGAGAAAUGAUAAUGCCAGGCGAAGACACUACAGUUCACUUCACCCUUGGCUAUAAGAUGGGCCUAGCAUUAGGAGACAGGUUCACAAUCCGAGAUGGUAGUCGAACCCUUGGUUAUGGCGUUGUUACAAAAUUCCUGGAAAAUGUAGAUAUUCAUCAGUACCAAGAAAUGAUCAAAGCAAAGAGGAAGGCUGACAGGAAGGCAAAGGAGGCAGCUGGAGAGGCUUAAAAUGAAUAGAAUGGGAAUUGAAAAACUUGUUUUCAUAAGCUACCCCAACACAAAUAAAUGUUAUGGCAGGCAUCCUUGUAAGGAUUUCAGCGGUAGAAACAAUAUUGAUAUGACAUUGGUUUUAUGUAUUGAUUUGGAUAUGUAUUCACAGUCUAACUGUAGAAACGUAAAACAAACAAAUGUUCCAGAAGUAAAAACAUAAAGGGACAUGCCUCAAGAUUUAUUUUAGUUGAAAUUAGUAAUUACAGUAAAUACCGUAUAAGUACUUAUUUCUGCGGGCUUAAUCUGCGAUUUUGUCAAAAAUGAGGUGGUAUUAAAUUUCUGCGUACCUUAUUUCUGCGGUGUCUUCCUUCGCACGUUGAUGGGAUUUAUUUAUGCGGUUCUGUAUUCACCAGUUGUUUCAUUAAUUUCAAAUAGACAGGUACGUUUUUUGUUUUUAUUUUGACAGUUAUGUUGGCUUCCGGUUUGAAGAUAAAAUUUGACGGAUACUGAAUAGAUGUAACAUCGCCGUCAUCAUCACAUAAUGUUGAGUGUUAAACGCAAGGAAAAAGUCAUUUUAAAUAUACAGUCAUGCCAAACAGACACGAAAAAUGCCCGAAUCUAUAUUUUGCAAACAUUCUCAUCUGUGCAUUAUAACGGUAUGAUAAUUUUUGUUAAUCACGCCUUUUUCAGGUCCCAUACAAAUAACGGAAAAUAUAACCAUCGCCAGACGGAUCGGCUAACAAUAGACACAAAGGAUACAAUGGAUUGUGUUAACAGUUUGUCAAAUAAUUUAAGAAAAUUGAUACUGACAGCUGACUGCUCAAUGGUUUAUUCAACAGCAAAACAAUUAUAAAACGGUUCUAUUUUAUUACCGUUACUACUAAAUUUUCAACUUGCUUCGUAGGCCUUCGGCUACAUGUGGGACAGAAGCCGAUUUCGCUAUCGAACAUUGUCUUAUACUUAACCAGAUUAUAAUGGCGGCUUAAAUCGUCGUAUCACGGCAUGUCAGGACAAAAUUUUCUGCGGAUUUUAAAUCUGCGGUCUUAUUGUCUUCCGCAGAAAACGCAGAAAAAACUUUCCAGCAGAAAAAAGUACUUAUACGGUAAUCAGUAGAAACAAGUACUAGUGAUUCAGCGAGUAUCUUUCAGUAUUAAUGGAUAAAACACAUUUGUUUAUUAAUAAAAAUAAGUUAUAGAUCUUGAAAAAGAAUUUAUAAUAUAGAUUUUAAAAAAAAAGUAAGAGAAGAAAGUAAGCUGUAUAUUAUAUCAUAAUGCUAACCUCCUACCUUAAUGUGGCAUUAUGCGCAUCUUACUGCACAUAGUGUGUUUUAGGUGAAUGUUUUAUAAAAACUAUUUUUGGUUGCUUUGCAUUUAAAUGUUAAAGUAAUGAUAAUGCUGCGUAAGUAUUGAUGCUUCAGAAAUAAAGAAAGCGGACUAAUAAAAUAAUAAUUCUUUUCUUCAGUCUUCUGCGCAGUGAUCUCCCUUACCUAUAUGUAGAAAUUUCUGAAGUUGAAGGGAAGCAACUCCUGUAUGCUGUUUGACCCAUUUUUAGCUGGCCCUCAGGCGAGUUUUUGUGAUUGCUCGAUGUUAGGCAUCUGUCUGUCGUCUGUCUGUCAACAUUUAGCUUGUGUAUGCGAUAGAGGCUGUAUGUUUCAAUUGAUCUUCAUGAAUUUUGGUCAGAAUGAUAACCUUGAUGAAAUCUAGGCCAGGCUCGAAAAUGGGUCAUCUGUGUUCAGAAACUAGGUCACUAGGUCAAAUCAAAGAAAAACCUUGUGUAUGCAAUAGAGGCUGAAUUUUUCAAUUGAUUUUCAUGAAUUUUGGUCAGAAUGAUAACCUUGAUGAAAUCUAGGCCGAGUUCGAAAAUGGGUCAUCUGAGGUCAAAAACUAGGUCACUAGAUCAAAUUAUAGAAAAAUCUUGUGUAUGCGAUAUAGACUGUAUUUUUUAAUUGAUUUUCAUGAAAUUUGGUCAAAAUGAUUGCCUUGAUGAAAUCUAGGUCAAAUUUGAAUAUGGGUCAAUUGAGUUCAAAAACUAGGUCACUAGGUCGAAUUAUAGAAAAAUCUUGUGUAUGUGAUAGAGACUGUAUUUUUCAAUUGAUUUUUAGCUCGACUAUUCGAAGAAUAGUCUAGCUAUUCUACUCACCCUGGCGUCGGCGUCGGCGUCGGCGUCACACCUUGGUUAAGUUUUUGCAUGCAAGUACAUACAGCUAUCAUUUAAAGGCAUAUAGCUUUGAAACUUAUUUAUUCUUUUUCUAGGUCAAUUACCAACCUCACUGGGUCAAGUUCCAUAACUCUAACAUGUAUUUUGAGCAAAUUAUGCCCCCUUUUGGACUUAGAAAAUUCUGGUUAAAGUUUUACAUGCAAGUUACUAUCUCCAAAACUAAUGCAGAUAUUGAAUUGAAACUUCACAUGUGUCUUCGGGGUUAUAAAACUAGUUGAUAGCACCAAGUCCCAUAACUCUGACCUUCAUUUUGGCCAAAUUAUGCCCCCUUUUGGACUUAGAAAAUUCUGGUUAAAGUUUUGCGUGCAAGUACUUACAGCUAUUACUAAAAGGCAUAUAGAUUUGAAACUUAUUUUUUCUUUUUCUAGAUCAAUUACCUACCUCACUGGGUCAAGUCCCAUAACUCUGGCAUGUAUUUUGGCCAAAUUAUGCCCCCUUUUGGACUUAGGAAAUUCUGGUUAAAGUUUUGCGUGCAAGUACAUACAGCUAUUACUAAAAGGCAUAUAGAUUUGAAACUUAUUUUUUCUUUUUCUAGAUCAAUUACCUACCUCACUGGGUCAAGUCCCAUAACUCUGGCAUGUAUUUUGGCCAAAUUAUGCCCCCUUUUGGACUUAGAAAAUUCUGGUUAAAGUUUUGCGUGCAAGUACAUACAGCUAUUACUAAAAGGCAUAUAGAUUUGGAACUUAUUUAUUCUUUUUCUAGAUCAAUUACCUACCUCACUGGGUCAAGUUCCAUAACUCUUAACAUGUAUUUUGAGCAAAUUAUGCCCCCUUUUGGACUUAGAAAAUUCUGGUUAAAGUUUUACAUGCAACUUACUAUCCCCAAAACUAAUGCAGAUAUUGAAUUGAAACUUAACAUGUUUCUUCGGGGUUAUAAAACUAGUUGAUAGCAUCAAGUCCCAUAACUCUGAUAUGUCCCCUUUUGAACUUAAAACUCUUUUGAUAUUUAACAUUUUGGGUAAUAAUUUCCAGCUUCUGUGACAAUAUUUCGAAUAGUCGAGCUUGGCUGCCUUAUGGACAGCUCUUGUUAUGGAAUUUGGUCAGAAUGAUUGCCUUGAUGAAAUCUAGGUCGAGUUUGAAUAUGGGUCAUCUGAGGUCAAAAACUAGGUCACUAGGUCAAAUUAUAGAAAAUCUUGUGUAUGUGAUAGAGACUGUAUUUUUCAAUUGAUGUUUAUGAAAUUUGGUCAGAAUGAUUGCCUUGAUAAAAUCUAGGUAAAGUUUGAAUAUGGGUCAUCUUGGGUCAAAAACUAGGUCACCAGGAUAUAUUUAAGAAAAUACUUACUUAAAUUCAUAAGAGCACAUUUUUGGUUCAAUCUUAAUGAAAAUUUGCCAAAAUAUUUGUUUCCAUGAAAUCACUAGGUCAAACAAGCUUACACUGUUAUGGUGUGUUUCUCAGGUGAGCAACCUAGGGACAUCUUGGCCCUCUUGUUAAAAAGACUGCCCCAGUCAAAAUAAGAAAAAUCAUAUUUAAAAAGUUAUUAUUUCAUACUGGUAACAGAAGAGUUUGGUAUAUUGGGUUAAAAGCUAUAAUGUCGUCCACCCUUUUUACACACAACUAUUUCAGCUGGAUUUUUACUUAAAAAAUGUGAAUGUGCAUAAUUCCACUUUAAAUAAGAUUGAUUACUGACUUCUGAUAUCUUGAUAUACCUCAUCUGUCCUAUUUUAACUAGCACACUGUCUUUUUAGCUUUUAUUCUCAUAACAUUUGUAGUAGCAUAUUCAUUUCUUUAACGACUGUUUCUGUGACGGUGCCACCCAGUGAUAGUCGGAAAUCUACAGUUGAGUGAAAGAUGUAGAUGUAUAUCAGUAUGUUUUAAAAAUUGUGAUAUAUUUGAUGCUAACCUUUGGCCUAGGGAUGUAAACAGGAUGUGCUUAAAUAUUUUACAAUGAGUGAAACCAAUCACCAUUUGAUUAGAUGCUAACCUUUGGCCUAGUGAUGUGUAUACUGUAAAAUCAUUUAAUUUCGUGGGCAUGAAAUUUCGUGGUAUUGGUUAAAACAGCAAUUUCGUAGGGAUAUGAAUUCGUGGAUUUCAACUUUUGAAAAAAUGAUGAAUGGGAACUUUACUUGUUCGUUGGGAUUUAAGUUCGUGGAUUGACUAAACCACGAAAUCCACGUAAAUUAAUCCCCCACGAAAAUUUCACAGUACAUGAAUCCAAAAAAGGAUCUUCUAAUUUAAUUGGUCAGGUUGGUUCAUGCAGGAGAUUUCAUGAGAAAAUUGCCAGUUACAAUUCUGAUUAUUAGCUCACCUGAGCAAUUUUUCUGAUCGCUCGAUGUCCGUCGUCUGUCAUCUGUCGUCCGUCAACAUUUAGCUUGUGUAUGCGAUAGAGGCUGUAUUUUUCGACUGAUCUACAUGAAAUUUUGUCAGAAUGAUUGCCUUGAAGAAAUCUAGGGUCAUCUGGGGUCAAAAACUAGGUCACUAGGUCAAAUUAAGGAAAAACCUUGUGUAUGCAAUAGAGGCUGUAUUUUUCAAGUGAUCUUCAUGAAUAUUGGUCAGAAUGAUUACCUUGAUGAAAUCUAGGUCGAGUUUGAAAAAGGGUCAUCUGGGGUCAAAAACUAGGUCACUAGGUCAAAUCAAGGAAAAACCUUGUGUAUGCAAUAGAGGCUGUAUUUUUCAACUGAUCUUCAUUAAUAUUGGUCAGAAUGAUAACCUUGAUGAAAUCUAGGCCGAGUUUGAAAAUGGGUCAUCUGGGGUCAAGAACUAGGUCACUAGGUCAAAUCAAGGAAAAACCUUGUGUAUGCGAUAGAGGCUGUAUUUUUCAAUUGAUCUUCAUGAAUAUUGGUCAGAAUGAUUACCUUGAAAUCUAGGCCGAGUUCGAAAAUGGGUCAUCCGGGGUCAAAAACUAGGUCACUAGGACAAAUCAAGGAAAAACCUUGUGUAUGCGAUAGAGGCUGUAUUUUUCAAUUGAUCUUCAUGAAUAUUGGUCAGAAUGAUUACCUUGAAAUCUAGGCCGAGUUCGAAAAUGGGUCAUCCGGGGUCAAAAACUAGGUCACUAGGUCAAAUCAAGGAAAAACCUUGUGUAUGCGAUAGAGGCUGUAUUUUUCAAUUGAUCUUCAUGAGUAUUGGUCAGAAUGAUUAUUUUUUAUUAUCACUUUGAAGGUAUGCUUUAAUCUUGCAGCAUGUUACUAGUGUUACAUUAGAAUUAUAACCUGUAACUUCCAAUAACAAGUUGCACAAAUGUGCUUGCUCAAUUUACUUGUUCCAAAUUAAAAAAAAAGAAAUGUAAUGAAUAUUGGGGCAUGCUGCUUUGAGAAAACUAAUUACAGAAACCAAGGACUUCUUAUAUUUUAGUGAGGUCUUGGAAGUUUAGAAAUGCUGAAAAUCAGAAAUCAGUGUUAUAAAUAAUUUCAAAUGCCAUUGUUUUGCUCAUUCUUUGUCAUUUUCUGUCCUCAUGUCAGUCAGUUGGAAGCUAGACUAUUUAGUUUACAAUGAAUAACAAGCCCUUAACAUGCUGGACAUAAUUGAUUCUGCAUUUGCAAAUAGUGUAGAUCUUGAUCAGCCUGAACAUCCAUGUAGUCUGAUCAUGAUCUACACUGUUUGCCAUUCAGUCAGUAUCUUUGGUAUUAAUCAUCUGCCCAAAUUGAAAGAUGGACAUGUUCAUUAUAGAAAUUAAGCAGGAUAUUAAAUUAAAGGGCUAGAGAGUGCUUAGCAUACAGUGUUUGAAUUAUUCAAGUUCUAACUAAUGAAGUUUGACUGUAAAUGGUAUUAUUAUUAACACUUUAAAAAUGUUAACAUAAAUAUGAGCUUUGAACUGGAAUUUGAAUGUUGAAUCAACUGUUGAAAGAAUUUAAUGUAUAAUUGUUACUGAGUUUUCUGUAUUGUAUUAAUAAUAGUUCAAUUGCUGGAAAUCAUGUGAUAUAGCAGUAUAUUAAAAUUAAGAGUUUGUGUA
This is a messenger RNA of Mercenaria mercenaria, 7530 nucleotides long. Its product is annotated as elongation factor Tu-like. Gene Ontology annotation, biological process: mitochondrial translational elongation. Bases 33 to 1445 code for a protein of 470 amino acids. The record is from RefSeq and is a predicted model, not a curated record. Gene Ontology annotation, molecular function: GTP binding; GTPase activity; translation elongation factor activity. The transcript has 2 exons. NCBI's taxonomy places the organism in Eukaryota, Metazoa, Mollusca, Bivalvia, Venerida, Veneridae. Gene Ontology annotation, cellular component: mitochondrion.